AUGAACUUUGGCCGCGGCCCCUCGGUGGUGUUGAACGUCGGGGGCACCCGGUACUCUUUCUCCCGGGAGGUGCUGAAGGAUUUCCCGCUGCGCCGGGUGAGCCGCUUGCACGGCUGCCUCUCGGAGCAGGACGUGCUGGAGGUGUGCGACGACUACGACCGGGAGCGGAACGAGUACUUCUUCGACCGGCACUCGGAGGCCUUCGGCUUCAUCAUGCUGUACGUGCGGCACGGCCACCUGCGCUUCGUGCCGCACAUGUGCGAGCUCUCCUUCUACAAUGAGAUGAUCUACUGGGGGCUGGAGGGCUCCCACCUCGACUACUGCUGCCAGCGCCGCCUCGACGACCGCAUGUCCGAGACUUGCACCUACUACGCGGCGGAGGAGCCGCCAGGGGAGCCGGCCGGCGGCCCCAAGGGCAAGGGCCGGCGGCCGCCGGGAGCCGAGAGCGGGAAGUGGCUGGAGAGGAUGAGGAGGACUUUCGAGGAGCCCACGUCUUCCGUGGCCGCCCAGGUCCUGGCCACCGUCUCCAUCCUCUUCGUCAUCGUGUCCAUGGUGGUGCUGUGCGCCAGCACCCUGCCCGAGUGGCGGGCGCCGGAGAACCGCAGCGUGGAGGAGCAGAGCAGGUACACAGCAGAGUCAGUGAGGGAGCCCUCAGGGAUAAUUGAAGCUAUCUGCAUAGGCUGGUUCACUGCAGAGUGCAUUGUGAGGUUCAUCGUCUCCAAAAACAAGUGUGAGUUUGUCAGAAGACCUCUCAACAUCAUUGAUUUACUAGCAAUCACUCCUUACUACAUCUCUGUUCUAAUGACAGUUUUCACGGGGGAAAAUUCUCAGCUUCAGAGGGCUGGAGUCACCUUGAGGGUCUUAAGAAUGAUGAGGAUUUUUUGGGUGAUUAAACUGGCUCGUCAUUUCAUUGGCCUCCAAACACUUGGUCUGACUCUGAAGCGUUGUUACAGAGAGAUGGUGAUGCUACUUGUCUUUAUCUGUGUUGCUAUGGCAAUUUUCAGUGCACUUUCCCAGCUUCUUGAAAAUGGGCUGGACUUGGGAACAAAGAAUAAGGAUUAUGCCAGCAUUCCUGCUGCUUGUUGGUGGGUGAUCAUCUCGAUGACCACGGUUGGUUAUGGUGACAUGUGUCCCAUCACCGUACCAGGAAGGAUUCUUGGAGGAAUUUGUGUGGUUAGUGGCAUUGUUUUAUUAGCCUUGCCGAUCACUUUCAUUUAUCACAGCUUUGUGCAAUGUUACCAUGAGCUCAAGUUCCGAUCUGCUAGGUACAGUAGAAGCCUCUCUGCUGAAUUCUUAAAUUGA
Colius striatus (speckled mousebird) is the source of this 1302-nucleotide messenger RNA. RefSeq names its product potassium voltage-gated channel modifier subfamily G member 3 (gene KCNG3). NCBI's taxonomy places the organism in Eukaryota, Metazoa, Chordata, Aves, Coliiformes, Coliidae. Gene Ontology annotation, molecular function: protein binding; delayed rectifier potassium channel activity. The transcript is spliced from 2 exons. Gene Ontology annotation, cellular component: voltage-gated potassium channel complex; membrane. Bases 1 to 1302 code for a protein of 433 amino acids. The record is from RefSeq and is a predicted model, not a curated record. Gene Ontology annotation, biological process: potassium ion transmembrane transport; protein homooligomerization.